Plasmodium malariae is the source of this 675-nucleotide messenger RNA. Its product is annotated as fam-l protein. The record is from RefSeq and is a predicted model, not a curated record. The transcript has 2 exons. NCBI's taxonomy places the organism in Eukaryota, Apicomplexa, Aconoidasida, Haemosporida, Plasmodiidae. The coding region runs from base 1 to 675 and encodes 224 amino acids.
AUGUGGUAUAAAAAUGUUAUUAGAAGUUUUUAUUUUUUAUUCAUAUUUUUUGAGUUUACUUUAUAUCAAUACUUUUUUAAUAUUUUUAGCAAAUACUUGGAUGAGAACUACAAACUAGACAGUAAAUUAAAUGGAACUUUUCGAUUGCUGGCAAAAUGUAAACGCGAUAAGAAUUUAUGCAUUGUAGAGUUAAAAAAUGAGAUACCAAAUAAUGAAUUAAACGAAAAAAUAUAUAUAUCUAAUAAUAAAAAAGGGGCCACAAGAACAUCGAUGCAACCAAAUGGAAGUUCACUGAAUAAUGUUGGAAGGAAUAAACAUGCUAAUAAAAAUAAAUGUUAUAUAUUUGAAACAAAAAAAUAUUCUCGUUUAGAAAAAAAAAUAUUCAAAGAACUUGAUUAUGAAGAUUUUCUUAAAAAUAACAGAACAAUUAGUAAUAAGAUUUAUAAAAAAAUUAUACGUAAAAAACUGGCAUCGGAACUUGCUCCAACUUUAAUAUUUUUCAUAUUUUUAUCGUUGUCAUUUGUAUUAGAUUACUGUGGUAGUUAUGGCCUUGUAUGGGGGUUAGUUGAUAUAUUGAAGAGCUUUUCAAGUGGUUGGUCCAAAAAUAUAGGUAGUUAUUUGGAGGGAUCAUUCUUAAAAUCGUUAUUAGGUUAUAAGCAUCCAUCAGAGUGGUAG